CAUCCGAGAAUGCACUAUAAAAAUCAUGCAGUAACUCCUAACAAACCAGAUGUUUGCCUAAACUUGAGGUUUGAGCAGUUUAAGGUACCACCCGAGGAAAGAAACAUGGGAUUUUCGUUUGUUUUCACCACCUAUAUCAUUUUGUUGGCUUGCAUCAUUCAGAUCCAAGCCUCACUGCUUCCACUAAGCGGAGUGCAUGUUCGUCGAGAGACACAAAAGUUUCAACUCACCAUUACUGAGAGGGGAACAAGAUUUUACGAGAAAGUUGAAAUCAACGAAGAUGAGCAGAUUGCUUAUUUCAAUGUUCCUGCUCACAAUGGUCUGUCAUUGAAUGAAGAACUUUUCGACUUCAGAAUGGUAAGAUAAUCUCACGGCUGAAGAAUAGUUAAAG
Messenger RNA from Stylophora pistillata, 391 nucleotides. RefSeq lists its product as uncharacterized. NCBI's taxonomy places the organism in Eukaryota, Metazoa, Cnidaria, Anthozoa, Scleractinia, Pocilloporidae. The record is from RefSeq and is a predicted model, not a curated record.